CUGAUCUCUCCAAAAGUGACUUGACAACUUGACAAUUCACAGUUAACGCAAUCACUUCCACCGCAUGAUCAGACUCCUCUCCACCACUCCUAAAUCCAAAAAUCCAAGUUCUAACUGAACUGAAGUGGUGCAAAAUGUCAGGCCGGAUUGAUCAUUCCUCGGGUCAGGUCAGGUUGGAAGAUCUGCCCAAGCUCCGGAAAGACGAACUCAAGGCUCAAUGUCGUCAACACCAACUUCGAGUAUCGGGCAAGAAAAUGGAACUGAUUGAUCGACUGGUGGUCCAUUUUUCGGCCAAGAAACCAGAGAGGAACGGCUUUGGGAUGGCCAAUAGUAAGAAACAGAAUGGGAAAUCCAGUUCUCGGAAGAGAACCAUGUCUCAAAGUCGGAGAAUGGAACUUAAGGCGGAAAGGGAACAGAUUGUGCUUUGGAAACGCCCUCUGACCACCCUUCAAUAUAGCUUUUGCGAACUAGGUUACACGUUGUUGGAGUGGACACAAUCGAUAUUUCGUCAAAAAGUGUUGUUAAGUGUCCUCGUCUUGUUGAGUAUUGGUGGAACCAUAUUAUAUCACACAGAGGGUCCUCACCAGAAGUAUCUACUAGGCACUGAGAAAUAUGUUCUUUGGCUCUCUUGGUGGGUGGGACUGGGCGUGUUGAGCUCAGUUGGGUUAGGCACCGGUUUGCACACAUUCCUCUUGUAUUUGGGACCGUUCAUCGCUUCAGUCACCAUGGCCGCUUACGAAUGUGGAACCACAGAUUUCCCAGAGCCGCCUUAUCCCGGUUCCAUUGUUUGUCCGGAUACGUUAUUGGAAGACAAGACCUCUAUGAACAUUUGGAAGAUUCUAUCGAAAGUCAGGAUAGAGGCAUUUUGCUGGGGGGCUGGAACCGCCCUCGGAGAACUUCCACCUUACUUCAUGGCUCGAGCUCACAGGCUCUCUGGUUAUGAUUCCGAUGAAGAAGAGGAUGAGUUUGACGAGCUGCAAGAGAAGUUGAAGAGUGCAGAAGCUCUUAAGUUGGUACGCGGAGGUGAUUCCUCUGGGUUUGAGCAGAGUAUGUUUGAUCGCGCCAAAUUGGCAGUGGAGCGUCUAGUGGAGAAGGUUGGAUUCUUCGGCAUAUUGGCAUGCGCAUCGAUCCCCAAUCCGUUGUUCGAUUUGGCUGGGAUUACGUGCGGUCAUUUCCUGGUUCCGUUCUGGACCUUCUUUGGCGCCACCUUGAUUGGCAAGGCCGUCAUCAAGAUGCACAUCCAAAAGCUCUUUGUGAUCAUGGCCUUCAACGAGAACCUAAUCAACACGGCUGUGAUCUACCUCAGUCAAAUCCCGACCUUGGGGCCCAAAUUGGAAGGACCCUUCAAGGAGCUUCUGGCCAAACAAAAAGCCAAACUUCACAGUAGCCCUGGCACCAACAUCCCGGCCAACGAGGCGAGCAUUCUCUCAUGGAUAUUCGAGAAAUUCGUCAUGGCCAUGGUUCUCUAUUUCGUUCUCUCCAUUGUGAAUUCCUUGGCUCAAAGCUAUCACAAACGAAUCAAUAAGAAGCCUUCCUCCUCGCAGAAGACGGACUAACUGUGUGCAACAACACCAUUUGUAAAUAACUUGAACGGAAUACAUCUCAAGGUGUUUUA
Tigriopus californicus is the source of this 1615-nucleotide messenger RNA. RefSeq names its product vacuole membrane protein 1-like (gene Tango5). The record is from RefSeq and is a predicted model, not a curated record. The transcript is spliced from 10 exons. NCBI's taxonomy places the organism in Eukaryota, Metazoa, Arthropoda, Copepoda, Harpacticoida, Harpacticidae. Bases 135 to 1556 code for a protein of 473 amino acids.